AUAGGCUGCUAUGCGAACCUACACUCUUUAUUUUCUCUUUGGGGGUUAAACAAGGGUUUAGAUUUCCAUAGAAAAAGGGUUCAACGCCUACCUCUCAAAGCAACAGAGAGAGAGAGAGAGAGAGAGAUAGAUGAGGCUGCUAACCCACAACAUGCUAUCAUCCAACAUCAAGGGGGUCACCAAUGGCUUCCCUCUCCGAAUCGAAGUCCAGAAAGUGAUCGAAAAGCCUGUGGAUUUCAACCCCGACUUUCUUCGAAACAUGUUCCCCAAGAUCGACUGGAACGCUCUCGUCGAAGCCUCUCGGACCAUGGGCUACCCUGACCUUCCCGACUCCGCCGACGCCGCCAUGCUCGACUCCGACGACUUCCUCCGGCGCUUCCACCACUCCCUCCUCGAGCUCCACCUCGAAGAGGGCGCCCUCCUCUGCCCCGAGACCGGCCGUCGAUUCCCCGUCACAAAGGGCAUCCCCAACAUGCUUCUUCACGAAGACGAGGUCUGAUUCCUGUUUUUGGCCGAUUGAUUAUCGAAUCAGGGUCUUAUAAUAUGUUUUGAUCUAGUUACAAUGCGAAUUAGUUUUUUUUUUUUUAUGUGGAUUGUGGUUUUUGAAGGGAGAUUUGAAUGUGAAUGGGCUGGUUGUUGCGUGAAUUUGGAUUUGAUUUUGUGUCUGAUUGUGAUUGCCAAUUGGGGAAUUGAGUGAAUGAGUCCCACACUACCCAUGAGAAUUUCAAAUUUCUACUCAAUCACUUGACUGCGAUUAACUCAGCUAUUAGACUAGUGAGUAUUUUUAGUAAUAAAGUUCUCAUUUUUGUUGUA
Molecule: messenger RNA, 813 nt
Organism: Camellia sinensis
Lineage: Eukaryota; Viridiplantae; Streptophyta; Magnoliopsida; Ericales; Theaceae
Source: RefSeq, a predicted model, not a curated record